Melitaea cinxia (Glanville fritillary) is the source of this 585-nucleotide messenger RNA. RefSeq lists its product as uncharacterized. The transcript has a single exon. The coding region runs from base 45 to 422 and encodes 125 amino acids. NCBI's taxonomy places the organism in Eukaryota, Metazoa, Arthropoda, Insecta, Lepidoptera, Nymphalidae. The record is from RefSeq and is a predicted model, not a curated record.
AAUAUUGUCUCAAAUUACAAUAUUCUAAAGUCCUAACAUACAAAAUGGGCUACUGUGUACACGAAAAUACAGUUGUUGAUUUCUGUGAAAGUAAAUGUGAAUCUCUCUCAAAUUGGGUUCGCAAAGUUAAACGUAAGUCAUCAAGUGCGAAGUCAAAGAGAAAGCGUGACUUGCGAAUUAUCGCCAUAUUGAGCCAGUCGUUAUCACGAGCAGAAAAUGAACUUCUGGCCAAACAAAGAGAACGUGCUAGAAGGUGGUCACAAAUGCAAGCAGAUCUCGGAUUACAUAACAAAGAAGAGGAAGAAGCCAAGCAGCGACGUGAAAAAGUCAAUAAUAUUUGGAAGAAUGAGCUGAGCGGCCUCGAUAAUUUUUUUAAAGAAUUAGACAAUUUUAAACCAAUAUUAAAUAAUAAGGAAAUAUAAGUUAAUAUAGAAGUAGAAUAAUUAGGUAAUGUAAAUUGUAUAAGAGUCUGUGAUAUAUGUGGAGUGUUUUCUAAAUUACAGUCCCAUUGCGUUUCGCGUGGGUCUGCAUCAGACGGCCGCCAUCUUGGCUGCUACUGGGGCGUGGUCGUCGCUAACUACAAAA